GAGUGGCGGGAAAUUCUACGUCGGUAUAUAAAACCAUAAACAAUCAAAGGAUUGAUGAGUUUUACAGUGCCAAGGAAUAGUAUACGGUCACUUAACACGGAAAAAGUGUAUUUUCACCCGGGAGAAAGUGUAUUUUUAACCGGGAAAAAUCCGGGAAUUUUUUUUCCUUGUCCACGUAGACGCCCUGAAAGAUUUAUUGGCAGCUAAACUUCUUGAUUUAUGUACUGGUGUACAAGAGGAUGGCGUAAAGUGGUAUGUGUGGCAGGAGUGUCUUGGCAGAAUUUUGAAAGUAGAGGAAGAAGGUACAUUACAGAAGCUUAUUGAUCAUAUUCUUAGCAUGGGACCUAAAUUUUUAGAGCACUGCUACUUUAAAAGAGAACAAUCAAAGAACUAUCAGAGUGAUAAGGAAUCACUGCCUUCUACGAUGCUAACUGCCAUGAUGCAAAUCUAUUUUUCUGAAAAUUUUACAUGUGUAAGUCAAGAUGAAAUUCAAAGUGCACAUUGGUAUUUUUACUGCCAUGAUUUGGCAGUCAGGUACUUCUUACCCCUAUGUGUUGGUAGCUGAUAAUCUGGAUCACAUAAAAAACACUGCCAUUCCCUAUGUUGAUAGACUCCUUGAAGAACUACCAAAACAUGUUAGGUAAGUUACAAUUUGGUCAGAUGGUCCUGCUUCCCAGUUUAAUAACAGAUAUAUUGCAGAGGCUAUAAAAGUUCUAGGUAAGAGUCAUGCCAAAAGAAUUACAUGGAAGUACUUUGCAACUUUUCAUGGGAAGGGGCCAGUGGAUGGAAUUGGUGGGGAUGUCAAACGCCAAGUUUGGUCUCGUGUUAAAAGCAGGAAAUGUGUUGUAAACAGUGCAACAGAUUUUGUAAAAGCAUUGUUGAAUUCUUCUUCUAAUGUGACAGCAUUUCUUAUGGGUGAAGAAGACUUUAGCCAAAGAAGCAAAAACUACAUCUCUCGGCCUUAAUCAAGAACUGCAAGCUUUUCAUGAACAUAUCUAAAAUUCGUCACUUGGAACACUAUAAUAAGAAGUUGUAGGACACACCACUUUAUCAGCUGCGGGGAAAACACUAACAGAACAGAAAAAUCACCAAAUAUACAAGUAGAUGACUGGGUGGUGGCAAAAUAUGACAAUUCAUAUUUUCCUGGUAAUGUUACUAAAAUUGAAAAUGGACAGUUUAAAGUUGAUGUUAUGAUGAAAGAUGGGAAGUUUUAGAAGUGGCCUGAAAUUAAAGAUGAGAUAUACUACACUAAAGACAAGAUUGUCGGAAAAGUGAACCCUCCAAGUGGUGUAAAUUCCCAUGGUUUUUUCAAGUUUGACUGUGAUCUGUGACAGUGUAACAUGAGUUACCGCAUGUUGUAAUGCCUACAAAGAUGGUAAGAAGGAAAUCUGAACCAAGUAGAGGUGGUCCAUAUGGCGCUAGCACCAGUUCACUACAGAGUACCCUUAAAAGAGGAGUAAUAACACGUAGCCGGCACCAAUACAUUCCUCAAAGAGAAGUAGAGGCACACAGCCAGCCCCACAGUGAUCCUGAGAAUGAAGUACAAACACCUGAAAAACGGUUCUCCAGAAGCAGCCUCUUGCUGCAGGGUGGAGAAAGUUCAACUCAUGUGAAAAGGAAGAGAGCAACAAAACCUGGCUACAAAGCACUUAAAGAGAUAAGGAAAUAUCAGAGAUCAACUCAACUAGUAAUACCAAAGAUACCAUUUGUCCGGUUGAUUAAAGAGAUUCUGAUGACUGUUUCAAGAGAAACCAAUGUUAGCAGAAUUGAAAGAUCUGCUGUGGAAGCUUUGCAGGAAGCAGCGGAAAUGGUUAUUGUACAGUUAUUUGAAGAUGGCAUGCUCUGUGCAGUACAUGCAAAGCGAGUAACAUUGUUCUCUCGUGAUAUUCAUCUUGUUCUCAGGCUGACGGGAACUCGUGUCUUUGGGACGAAUUAAUAAUAUAUGUCUGUCCAUUGGAUACAUUUGUUCUGUUGUAAUUUUCUUUUAAUGUAUGACAGCAUCCUGGUUCAUGGAUACUAUUGUAAUGGUUAAGUGCCAUAAUUGACUUUGGAAAGUGGUUUCUGUACAUUUACCAUUUUCAGUUGUCAUUUAUGAAAGUAAUCUAAUGGUGUUAAGUUUUAUAAUAAUUUAAAAGUCAACAGAUUAAUUUUAUAUAGAAGCCAUCUGUAGUAAAUACAAACAUAUUGUGAUUUUCUUAGCCUAGACUGGUGAAACUGGUGAAACACAGACAAGCUGGGUCUGACAGUCCCACAUUUUAUUUAUAAUCCAAAAAAUACAUAAAUAUUGAGCAGCAGUGCCAAAAAUACUUGUUUCACUGUUUAUUAGUUUUUAAAUGUACCAUAUGUUGCCUUAAAAAUAAGGUUGGCUCCACCAAAAAUCUGAAAAUUAAAUUAUUCAUUAUUUAGAAACCUUCUUAAACAUUUACACAUUAUAGUGCAUAGUAGACAAGCUGGGUCUGACAGUCCCACAUUUUAUUUAUAAUCCAAAAAAUACAUAAAUAUUGAGCAGCAGUGCCAAAAAUACUUCUUUUACUGUUUAUUAGUUUUUAAAUGUACCAUAUGUUGCCUUAAAAAUAAGGUUGGCUCCACCAAAAAUCUGAAAAUUAAAUUAUUCAUUAUUUAGAAACCUUCUUAAACAUUUACACAUUAUAGUGCAUAGUAUGAGCUGAUAAAAAAUGAUUCACUUUUUAAGACAUAUGUGUUACUGAUCUGUACUGUCUACACUAUCUUUGCACAUUACAGAUUAGGACAGACCCAGACAUUUUCCACAACUUUUACAACGUUUACAACUUUUUGUUUGAUUCUCUUUGCAUUUAUGACAAUGACCUCAUUCCCUUUUGGAAACACUUUCUUCUCAGCGGUAAUCGCAUAUAGUUGUGCUGCCAACUGAUGACUGUUUCUUGGGAGAUUCUUCUGGUUAGCUGUCUAUGCCAUGUCUGUUUUAUCCAUACCAAAUCCAGUUGCUUGAGAAAUAGCUUUCUUGAAAUACCAAGUCCCGUCUUUUCUUUGUGUACAACAAACGAAUUUAUACCAGUAAUGUUCAAAAUAGCAUAAAACAUACACAAAGGCCUGAGUCUUGUUUGCCUUCUAACAUUAUAUUCUGAGCACCUGGCAUCAACUUCGUCCACUCCACUCUUUGCUGAAUUAUAGAGCGUGACUAUGUCUUGCCUUCUUUAAAUAGUCUGUUUCUUCAUUGAUUUUAUUGUUUGUAUGCAUCAGCAGGGUUACGCAUCUAUUUUUCUUUUGUACAUAUGACACCAAUAUGAAAUCAUUGCUAAAUACGAAUAUGGAUAAAUGUAGUUUUCCAUUAUUGUGAGGCAAGAAUUUUUCCAUCAUUGAUGCUGUGUAAGGUUGAAAUCGGCGAAGUUUUCUAGCAAGAUUGUUGCUUUUGAAUGAAUUGUUAAGGCUAAUAUUCCUCCCUGUUCCCUUCAUUGGCUCUACAAGCCUGAACACAACCUUGUCAGCUGCGUUACUCACUUUAAAAACCUGCAAGUUACUAUUCCACAUGUACUUCCAAAUUUUUUUCAUCUGCCAAGAUAAAUAUUUUGAUCCCUAGUUUCCAUGCUAUGAAGCAAUAAACGUUCUGAAAGAACAACAUUCCAAAAAGAUAGUAACAUUUCACACACUGUAAGGUAUUCACUUGUUGUAUAAUGUGUUCUGCAGAUUUUUGUGACUCCCUUCAUAACAUCACUUAUAGGGUCUAACUUCUCACUUUCUUUAUGUUCUUAGCUUAUAUUGUCCAAUCUGACACUUCUCAAAAGAAAAAAAAAAUCUUUUCAGUGAUAUACUUGGAGGAAUGAUUUGUUCCUAUGCCACAAGAGUCCCAAAAUUUGUCCAUAUUUGUUUUACGCCAUAAACAAAUGUACAAAAGACUCAAAAAUACUUUAAACUCCUCUUUUUUUAAGUUUCUUGGAAUAUGUGGGUCACUUUUGUAAAGAGAUUUUAUGUGACCUACUUAUGUAUUUGUCCUCUCUAAUCAAAUGAACAGUUUUCAGGCCUCGACAAUGAUGUUAGCUUUUCUGGCUCAGUCACUGAUACCAAGCAAAUGUGUAACUAUAUUGUAAGAUUUGGAGCGAACAUUUUGGUUGGGAACAUUUUUCAGGGAUUUAAUUUGUACCUUUCUAAACAAACUGUAAGAUAGUGAUUCACUGGAAGAGGGAUUGCAACUAAUCAUCCUAGUUUAUAGAGAAUCUCAAUUAAUGUUAAUGAAUGUACUCAUAUUUAUGACAGGAAUGUUAUUAUCUUCAUUGUCUGAGAGACCCAGUUUGUCAGUUCUAGGGUGAGCAGCUAACAUGCCAUAGUCAAUUUUAAAAAAAAUGUUUUUAGCCUUUUUUAACCUCUUUGUGUAAAAAUGCAGAUGCUGUUGUGUUCUGUCGGGUUAUGCUAAACAGUCAAGUGUAAAAAGGAACGGUCAGUCUAGGCCUAGAAAAAACAUCUUUAUAUUGAUUUUUUCUAUGGAAAAUACACUUUGACGAUCGAAGGAGAUCAUUUUCCUAUGUCUUUUUAUAUUCACUCUCUUAAAGUAAUUAUGUAGUCAAAUAAAAACGUGCAAUUAUAUUUUUCUAAAAAUAAAUAUAAAACUUAUAAAUAUGGUAGUAGAAAAAGUGUUCGUGUGUUUGCUGCAUGGUAGUGUUUCCAGUAUAACAUACAGAGGUGUUGUUAUUCACCUUGUACAAGCUCAUAGACUUACUGUGUUUUUCAGUAGUAUAAUUUGUUGUGAUUGGUGAUAGAAACUCUGUAACAUAGUUAACAUGCGAUUUUUCAUGAAUUUUUAUUCAUGUAAGGAUAGUAACAUGAGGUUGCUGUCACAGUGGAAGUCUAAUUUGACAAGGAUAACAGGAAACACAUAUGGAACUUCUUGUCACCCAGCCAUUACUCGUACAAAUGUGCUCUAGGUAGAUGCACCUUUGUUGAAACUGACUGAGAAAUAGGUGUUGAAAGUAGGCUAUUGUCAGUAAUGUAGUUGACACCAGAUUUGCAGUUCACAAACUGUAAUUGAACUGCUGAAUGAACCACUGACUGUUUAUGGUCAGUUCGAAUUUCAUCUACUUGUAUUAUGCACAGAUAAAUGGCUAGCCACAUACUGCCAGUGCA
Schistocerca nitens (vagrant locust) is the source of this 5094-nucleotide messenger RNA. RefSeq lists its product as uncharacterized. The transcript has 4 exons. Gene Ontology annotation, molecular function: DNA binding; protein heterodimerization activity; structural constituent of chromatin. Bases 1361 to 1936 code for a protein of 191 amino acids. Gene Ontology annotation, cellular component: nucleosome. NCBI's taxonomy places the organism in Eukaryota, Metazoa, Arthropoda, Insecta, Orthoptera, Acrididae. The record is from RefSeq and is a predicted model, not a curated record.